This is a messenger RNA of Capsaspora owczarzaki ATCC 30864, 865 nucleotides long. RefSeq lists its product as hypothetical. Gene Ontology annotation, molecular function: small GTPase binding; GTPase activator activity. Gene Ontology annotation, biological process: activation of GTPase activity; nucleocytoplasmic transport. The transcript is spliced from 10 exons. Gene Ontology annotation, cellular component: nucleus; cytosol; perinuclear region of cytoplasm. The record is from RefSeq and is a predicted model, not a curated record. Bases 26 to 865 code for a protein of 279 amino acids. NCBI's taxonomy places the organism in Eukaryota, Filasterea, Ministeriida, Capsasporidae.
CGUUUUUAUUUUGCUGAAAAACCACAUGCCUCAUUUUUGGAGGACUGAGAGUCAACGCGAAUUGAAGCGCAGCAUGAGUGAGAAUCAGCGCAAGUGGUAUGACAAGGUCAAGCAUGCGAGUGGCAAGCUCGAACUGAUCCGGCAAAACAUUCGCGAAGAUGACGUGCAGGCCAUUGCCGAAGCACUCAAAGCGAACACGUCAUUGAGAGCGCUCGAUCUGAGGGAGAAUCAGAUUGGCGACGCGGGAGCUCAGGCCAUUGCUGAGGCACUCAAACUGAACACGACGCUGACCGAGCUUGGGUUGGGCCAAAAUCAGAUUGGUGAUGCUGGAGCUCACGCGAUUGCUGAAACACUCAAAUCUAACACGAUGCUGGCUAAACUCAGUUUGCGCCGGAAUCAGAUUGGCGAUGCGGGAGCUCAGGCCAUUGCUGAGGCGCUGAGAGUGAACACAACACUGACCGAGCUCGGUUUUGGCUGCAAUCAUGUUGGCGACCCUGGAGCGAAGGCAAUUGCUGAAGCAUUCAAAGUGAACACGACAAUGACUGGACUCGGUCUGAGUGAGAAUGCCAUUGGGGAUGCUGGUGCGCAAGCAGUUGCCGAGGCACUGAAAGUCAAUACGGCGCUGAAUUGGCUCUUUCUGCACCAGAAUCAGAUUGGCGAUGCCGGAGCGCGGGCGAUUGCGGAAGUCCUCAAAGUGAACAAGAAGCUGAGAUACCUUUAUCUGAGCAACAACUUUAUCACCAACGUUGGAAUUACCGCAUUGAGGCAAACAGGCAAUACCAUUUGUCAACUGGAUGUCGCGCUGAGUGCAGCACGACUAGCAGCAGACGUUCAGGCGCAAGCGUCGGUCUAUCAAGAAACAUGA